Adineta ricciae is the source of this 1206-nucleotide messenger RNA. NCBI's taxonomy places the organism in Eukaryota, Metazoa, Rotifera, Eurotatoria, Adinetida, Adinetidae. The record is from the annotation of a GenBank genome assembly.
AUGGCAACAGUCGAAACAAAAUCAACUGAAUCUACUAAUCACCCAGAAAAACAAUUAUCUACUCAUCACAUCCCUGAUCACGAAGGCGAAGUUCAUUUUACUCCCCCACUCUAUCGACAACGUUAUCAAUUCGCAUUAGACAUCAUACAAAAUGAUCCCUCCCUCUACUCAUUACUCGACAUCGGUUGUGGUACCUGUCAACUAUUAACUAUCGGCAAAUAUCGUAAUCCACAUAUACAAUUAGCUGCUGCAAUUGACAUUGUUCGCUAUCAAUUAGACGAAGCAUGCUUUCGAUUGAAACCUCUACCUGUUGAAUACAUCAGUUUCCGUCGUGAAACUCCAUUACAUAUGUACAUACUACACGGUGAUGCUACAAAAGUGUGCAAUUGUUUUUACAAUUUCGAUGUUGUUACUCUGAUUGAAGUUAUUGAACAUCUGUAUAUAAAUGAUUUAGAAAACUUAAUCACGCACGUAUUCGGUUAUAUACGGCCUCGUUUAGUGAUCGUAUCGACACCAAACGCUGAUUUCAAUGUUCUCUUUUCAACAAUGCCUUGUGGACAAUUUCGACAUAUGGACCACAAAUUCGAAUUUACACGUCAACAAUUCUGUCUUUGGGCACAACAGAUUGCUGUCAAUUACAAUUAUUUAGUUGAAUUUAGUGGUGUUGGUGAAGCACCGCCGAGUGAACGACAUCGAGACGUGGGCGCAUGUACGCAAAUCGCUAUCUUUUAUCAACAAGAAAUGAAUCCUCAGUCAAGUUUAACAUCGAACGAACUAUUCCAACGUUUAUCAUAUUGUAAACAACACGAAGUCGUCAGUCUCAUUGAUUAUCCAUACGGCAUCAAGAAAACUACCGAAAUACACGAGCAAAUUCGUUAUAUUCUGGAAAUGUACCGUCUAGUGGCUCAAGAUAAAGCUCGUCAUGGUGAUGAUAAUCAUGAUACAUUUCCCUUGACUAUUAAUUGUCAAACAUUACUCCAUCAUCCACGUUUAGUUGAUUCCAAAUUGACCUUGGAAGAAUUAAAACAGAUCAUUGGAAGCAUUGGCUACAAACUACUUGAUCAUGAUCGAAUUAUUCUCGCUGAAGAUCUGCAAACUCAUCCACAUGAGGACGAUCACGAACAUGAACACUGCUCUACUAACCAUUCAAACGAUUUCGUCAAAAACACACGUCAUAAUAGUCAAAAUGAAGAAUCUUGGGAUUAA